AUGCGUGGAUUUAUGCUUCAACUUUUAGGAAAAGAUGAAGAAUCGCUCAUGGAUUUUAAUAAAUCUUUAAAAAUCGAUCCAGAUAAUGCUAUUGUCAAAUUAGGAAAACAAAUACCAAAGUCAAUCACAAAAUUAAUUAAACAAUCUUUGAGUGGAGGAUCUGAAGGACUGUUCGCGCAAUUAACGACAUUUUCUAAAUUAUCAGAAAAUAAUAUUCAAGGAUGGGAUUUUAAUGAACAGUUUAAUCAAUUCAUGAGCCAAUGGGAUGAAAUGUCUGUGG
Molecule: messenger RNA, 280 nt
Organism: Cetraspora pellucida
Lineage: Eukaryota; Fungi; Glomeromycota; Glomeromycetes; Diversisporales; Gigasporaceae
Source: the annotation of a GenBank genome assembly